UUGAUUACGUCACACGUGGAGAAGCCUUGCGCGGUCAUUGGUUCCAGCAUCCGUCUGUCAAAUAAUACGCCCCCCAGGUAUAAUUGACAAGGCGGGCGAGAGCAACGUUGAAACAAGUUCUUUCUCGGAGUUAUUCUGCUUUAUAUCUGUAAGAUGAGUGUGGGCUUUAUAGGAGCAGGCCAGGUGGCUCACGCACUGGUGCGAGGCUUCACAGCAGCAGGGGUCAUCGCCGCCCACAGAAUCACAGCCAGCUCUCCGGAAACAGAUCUCCCUACUGUCCAAGGACUCCGGGUGGGUUCGACUUUUAAAAAUACAAGCCUUCUUCUUAAUGUGGUUAGCAAGUCAGUGACAAUAUACGUGCAGAAACUAGGGGUGUAUUUCACGACAAGCAACAAAGAGACGGUGACCAAGAGCGACGUCCUCUUCCUGGCAGUGAAGCCCCACAUCAUUCCAUUUGUGUUGGACGAGAUUGGACCAAGCAUCGAACCUCGCCACCUUAUUGUUUCCUGCGCUGCUGGUGUCACCAUCAGCUCCAUCGAGAAGAAGCUGCUGCAGUAUCAUGCCGCUCCGAAGGUAAUGCGUUGCAUGACCAACACGCCAGUGGUUGUGCGUGAAGGAGCUACUGUGUACGCCACGGGUACCCAUGCAGAGGUGGAGGAUGGAAAGCUGCUAGAGCAGCUCAUGGCCAGCGUGGGGUACUGCACAGAGGUGGAGGAGGACCUCAUUGAUGCGGUUACAGGCCUGAGUGGAAGCGGACCUGCUUACGCUUUCACUGCCGUGGAGGCCCUUGCUGACGGCGGCGUGAAGAUGGGCCUGCCCAGGAGACUCGCUGUACGUCUCGGCGCUCACGCCCUGCUGGGCGCCGCUCGGAUGUUACUGGACUCAGAACAGCACCCCGGGCAGCUCAAGGACAACGUGUGCUCACCGGGGGGCGCCACCAUCCACGCCCUCCACGUCAUGGAAAGCGGCGGCUUCCGCAGCCUCCUCAUCAACGCCGUUGAGGCCUCCUGUAUUCGAACCAGGGAACUACAGUUCUUGGCAGACCAAGAGAGAAUUUCACCAGCUGCCAUUAAGAAGACAACCCUCGACAAAGUGAUGCAGCAGCCAGGAGUGACCGUGGAGGCCGUGGGCGUGCGAUCGCGUGGGAUAAGCAUCUUCAACCACAACAAUCCAAGAACAAAGAAAAGUUGAUUAGGCUCCAAGAGAAUUAACACAAGUUGGCAUUCCUUUCCCUUUGUUUUAUUUUAACAUUUCAGAAAAGUACAGACUUUACACAAUGUAAGACAGUGCUUUGCAAUGAACUUGGAGUUGAGAAUCUAGUAUUUUUGCAAUACAUUUAUGGACUACUGAGUUUGGGCGAGGGGGAUUGUACACCUUUAUAAGCUAACUGGGGUAACAUUUCUUUUUCCAAUUAAUGGGUUAGUUAAUUUUAACAAAAUGCAUUCUAAAUAUUAAAAUUAAAAGUGACACAGAUGGGGGGGGGUUACACAAACAGUAUGAUUCGGACCAUCUGUCAAUUUUAAAUCAAUAAAAUGUCAACUUUGA
This is a messenger RNA of Syngnathus typhle (broad-nosed pipefish), 1545 nucleotides long. RefSeq names its product pyrroline-5-carboxylate reductase 1a (gene pycr1a). The transcript is spliced from 7 exons. Bases 154 to 1191 code for a protein of 345 amino acids. Gene Ontology annotation, biological process: L-proline biosynthetic process. Lineage: Eukaryota; Metazoa; Chordata; Actinopteri; Syngnathiformes; Syngnathidae. Gene Ontology annotation, molecular function: pyrroline-5-carboxylate reductase activity. The record is from RefSeq and is a predicted model, not a curated record.